UUUCAGGUCAGCAUUAUAACGAAAAUCGUCGCGUAUUAACAUCAAGACUAUAUUUUGAAGAGUCAAGUUACUGAUCUAAUUGCUUGCGGAAGUUUAUAUUACUACACAAAUUAGAACAGCUGAAGAAAACAAACUAUCUCAAUGUACAAACUAUAAUCGUCAGUUGUACCUUCAAUACUUACGCACUUGUACUUAUUGUACUGCUGAUUCGAUAAACAAGGAAUACAAGCAAAAGAAUGUAAAAUUCAUUAAAUUACAAAAAGUGAGAUAUCAAACACAGAAGUUCAUUGGCUAGCAACUUGAAUGAAAUACAUUGUUAUAUGUAAAUAAUAACACUCAGGGAAAUAAAGAUCGCUAUUUAAGCUGAUUUGUCGUUGACUUUAUAUAACUUCUUCAGUUGAUAGAGAGAGAAAUUUGUUGAUUUAUUUGCUGAGUUAAUGCAGCAACAGCAGCGUCCAAGAACUAAAUCAAAGAAUCUUGUGGUAUAAAAUGUAAUAUCUGGGUUGCCUUCAAAGGUAUAGUGACUAGUAUAGAUGUGUAAAAAUUUAAAGCAAGUACGACCUGUAAUCUGAAAUAUUUGUUUCAAACUGAUAGGGAAUUACAGAAAUUAAUGUUUUUCAAUCAUAAUCAACGCCCACUGCAAUAAAAUGGUUGGUACGCAAGAACAAACUUUGAAGUCCCACUCAGGAAGUAAUCUAACGCACAUACUCAACCAUCACGACAUAACUGCAGUAGAUAAGAUAAUCACAAAUACUGUUGAAGGUACAAUUACCGAUACAUCCAUUGGGAACAAUGUUACUAAUCAUUCAACGAAUGAAGUUGUCAAUCAUAAUAGUGACUUUAUAACAGACAUCUCUCAUGCAAGAAAAACAAUCACUUAUGCAGAUACCACUGUAACCGUGAUAAAGAACGCUAACGAAAAUGUCAUCUCGAAAAUUGAUUUCUGUUCGCGGAUCCAAUCACAAAAACAAUAUAUUCAUAACUGUGGCAACAGUGAUACUUGUUACAAGCAAAAUAUUGUUCGACAAACAAAAGUGUUCCAAGAAGAUUCCACCGAUACUAUCAAUGGGUUAUCUGCCCAAUUUCAAAUAUCUCUGCCUGGACAAAUGGAUAAAAACAUCAGUCCUGACGAACAACUUAGUAUUGAUAAUGAAGAAAAAGGAAAGAUUGAUGCAGUUGACAAGAGUUGGUAUUCCUCUAAAUCUCUUACGGUAUUAUCACUGGGAAGGAUGAUUUCUACGUCUGGUGGUUUACCAUCUGCAUCCCCUUCGACACCAAUUGCGACUUUAAAAAGUCAAAUCUGUGUCGGUUUACCAACAGAUACAACAUGUAAUAAACCAUGUAGUGAAACGUUACCAAAAAUUGCUGCAGUAGAUGGUCAAUUGGUGGAAGUAUCUAAAGUUGGAGAAACAUUUUUGCUGCAUGAGCAGAUCAUUAUGUCAGGGCAGCAAAAGUGUGCUUUACAAGAGAAACCAAAGUCAUUAGUGGUAUCCCCGCAACAAGUAAUGAUAUUAUAUAUGCAUAAAUUAACUCCAUAUGAACGUGCUGAAAUAUUAGCGUAUCCGCAUAUAUAUUUUAUUGGUGCCAACGCUAAAAAACGAUCAGGCAUUUUCGGCCCAAAUAAUUCUGACUAUGAUAACGAACAGGGAGCCUAUAUCUAUAUACCACAUGACCAUGUGGCCUAUCGGUAUGAAAUGCUUAAAGUGAUAGGCAAAGGGAGCUUUGGACAGGUAAUUAAAGCAUAUGACCAUAAGACACAUGAACAUGUCGCUUUAAAAAUGGUCCGAAAUGAAAAACGCUUUCAUCGACAAGCGCAGGAAGAAAUUCGCAUUUUGCAUCAUUUGCGUAGACAAGACAGGUAUAAUACAAUGAACAUAAUCCAUAUGUUUGAUUAUUUUACAUUUCGGAACCAUAUGUGCAUUACUUUUGAGCUGCUCAACAUCAAUUUAUAUGAGUUGAUAAAAAAAAAUGGUUUCAAAGGUUUUAGCCUUCAACUUGUGCGAAAAUUUGCACAUUCGCUAUUACAAUGUUUAGAUGCAUUAUACAGGAAUGAAAUUAUUCACUGUGAUAUGAAGCCUGAAAACGUAUUACUUAAGCAGCAAGGACGUUCCGGCAUAAAGGUCAUCGAUUUUGGUUCAUCAUGCUAUGAAAGUCAACGUGUUUAUACUUACAUUCAAUCUCGUUUCUACCGCGCACCUGAAGUUAUACUUGGAUGUAAAUACGGUCGCGCAAUUGACAUGUGGUCAUUUGGAUGCAUUUUGGCUGAGUUGCUUUCUGGGCAUGCCCUUUUUCCAGGGGAAAAUGAAAGUGACCAGUUAGCAUGUAUAAUUGAAGUUCUUGGUAUACCUAACAAAAACUUGCUUGUCUAUGCCAAACGCGCAAAGGCUUUCUUUAACCCAAAGGGAUAUCCUAGAUACUGUACGAUACGCACAAUGCCUGACGGUACGAUCGUUUUAACUGGUGGCCAAUCACGUAGAGGAAAGAUUCGUGGACCGCCAAGUUCUAAAAGCCUGUCAAAUGUUUUAGAUGGUUGCAAAGACGCAUUAUUUUUAAAUUUUAUACGCAGUUGUUUAGAAUGGGAUCCACAAAAGCGAAUAACACCAGCAGAAGCCCUUAAGCAUCCGUGGUUGCGCCGACGUCUUCCAAGGCCCCCUAAUUAUGUUAGUUAUUCUGGUGAUAGCGAAAAUAUUAAUGGUGACAAUAGAAACAAUCGCGAUCAUACUCCUAUAAACGGUAAAGAUUACUAACGAGUAUCUACUACUUCUCAGUAUCUGGAUUCUACAGCACAAUUUUGCGAGCUUCUCAGGUUUAGUACGUCUCUAUAAUUAAAUCGUUGAAGGCAUAUAAAGUGGACAAUGAUGCUCAUGGCUCCUCCAUAUAGUAAAUAUGUUUCGCCCCUAAAAAUUUUAUAAUUAUGAACGUUUUAGUAAUAUGUAAUGACUUUUAUGUUGUAGGUCAUUUUAAGACAACAGGGAACAUGCUUUCAAAACAAUGCAUUUCUUUCCAUAGUGUUAUAAGUAACAUGAAUAAAGACGAACGUAAAAGUUAUUUAAAUGAAGGACAGAAAAAAAUUAAUUAAAAUUAAGGGAGAAUAUUCUUUAUUCAACAAGAUCGAUAAUGCACUACAUAUUUGGUUUCUUGGUCGAGUAGGUGUAACAAUAAAAUAUUUCACCUCAAAGUGGGCGAUGUCACACCUAUUGUGAAACUUUGAUACUGCAUCUGUACCUAUGUAGAUCUUCUGUUGUCUUAUCUCUACUUUUAAUUUUAAUGACUCUGAUGUUUUUGGUUUGACAGUUGUUGCAUUUUUAGCAAUUUAGAGCAUAAUCUUUGUUAAGAAGGUAAGAGUGGUUAUUAUCCGAUUUUACCACCGUAUCAAAGAAGAAGUAGUUCUUCUUCUUCGCGUGGACACCUCUAACGCAGUUAUAGCCGAAAGUACAACAGUGAGUCAAUCGUUAUUCCUUUACGCUGUUUGGCGCCAAGGAAGUGUAGCCAGGUUCUUCUCCACCUGGUCUUUCCAAACGGAUUGGAGGUUUUCGUAGCCGCUGUCUUUUCAUUGGCUUAACUACGUCAAUGUGUGGUAUAUCUCGAAUAGCUCAUUGUUCCAUCGACUGCGAUAUUCAAGGUUGCCGAUGCGCAAAGGACCUUGGCUGUGAAUCUUCCGAAGAACCUUUGUCUCGAAAACUCGUCUCAUCAAAAUCCGACUCAUCAAAUAUUGUCUUCGUCCAUGCUUUUGCACUAUAUAGUAUACCAGGACGGGGUAAUGAGUGACUUGUAGAAGUUGGUCCUUGUUCAGUCCGUAGUAGCUCCUGUUGGCAAGAGUUAUUCUGCGUUAGAUUUCGAGGCUGACGUUGUUGUUGGUGUUCAUGGCGAUUCCAAGAUAGACGAAAUUACCUGUGACGACUGUUUGUUUCACGACAGAAGAUAUUUCGUCUACCAGACGUAUUGACUUCGUUUGAUUAUCCAAUUUGGAGAAAGUAGAACUAACCACGCGGUUGUUGAUGUUAAUUAUAUCAACAUCAUCAGCUAUUCACUCUUAUAAAAGAUUGUGUCUUCUCGAUUCAGCUCUUCAGCUCGAAUUAUUUUCUCCAGCAGUAGAUUAAAGAAGUCGCACUAUAGGCUGCCACCUUUUCUGAAACAUAGAUCUUGACGAAGCUUUUGGUAUUGCUCAAAUUUGAAAUCAGCCGUAUUAGUUAUGCGGGGAUACCAAAUUCAGACAUUGCUUCAUAAAAGCAGCUCCUUUUCGUGCUCUCAAAAGCAGCUUUAAAAUUGAGGAACAGGUGAUGUGGGUUAGUCUUCUUUUCACUUUUUUUUUAUAAUUUGGGGCUUGAGGCAUCCCACAGUAGUUGGCACAGAUUGUGGAUUUCCAUGUAUUACCUCUCUCGGCCAGCUUGUGAAACUCCUCGUGCUCACGCAUUUCGGCCUCUCUCUUUUUUUUGUCUGCAAAUGCAUCUGGCCGAGAUCGCCUUACGACAGUUCCCUUAUAUAGAGUUGCUGAUGCGGGCUCUCAGAAAGCAAAAGUGUAAACCGAGUAGAAAAUCGUUCGACGGUUUUUAUUACAGCUUUACGUCGUCGAACCUUCCUUGUGUUUAUUGCCGUGCAUUUUUUGUAGCACAAAGACUUCGUAACUUCGCUGCAACAAGAUAGUCCGAGUCAAUGCUCUCACAACAUGAUCGAUUGGAUUGGUGGCGUUUCGAUCCGGAGACAGCCAGUUGGUGAAUUUUCCUAUACUGGAAUGUACUACUACAGAUAACCAUGUUUUUGGUCCCGGCGGAGUCGAUUAGCCUCAACCCAUUAGGGGAUGUUUCAUCAUAGAGCCUGAAUUUAUCGGCCGUUGUGCUAAAGAUAUCUUGUUUGCCCACCCACCCAGAAAAUCGUAAUCUCUAAUACGUUUGCGUCGUCAUCAAAAGAAGCUCUUUGGCUCUUUCUAUUGGGGUUAAAUGUUGAAGAUACGUUUCAUCUAUAUACAAGUACCGUCUCAAAAAUUUGAAAUACUUACGACAAGACAAGUACAGUUUUCGGUUAAGGCUUUGACAGAUGUGAAUAAGUAUUACAAAAACAAAAUUGUGCUAUCCAAAUUCCGUUGGUGUCAUACUUGACGUAGAUUGUAAGCGCUUUAAUAAUUCGAGAAAUAAAUGUAACAUAUUUUAUAGAAUAA
Bactrocera tryoni is the source of this 5155-nucleotide messenger RNA. It is a transcript of the gene Dyrk3, whose product is annotated as putative dual specificity tyrosine-phosphorylation-regulated kinase 3 homolog. Gene Ontology annotation, molecular function: ATP binding; protein serine/threonine kinase activity; protein serine/threonine/tyrosine kinase activity. Gene Ontology annotation, biological process: peptidyl-threonine phosphorylation; peptidyl-serine phosphorylation. The transcript has 5 exons. Gene Ontology annotation, cellular component: nucleus. The coding region runs from base 648 to 2747 and encodes 699 amino acids. NCBI's taxonomy places the organism in Eukaryota, Metazoa, Arthropoda, Insecta, Diptera, Tephritidae. The record is from RefSeq and is a predicted model, not a curated record.